AUGGUUGGAAGACAGACGAUCCGAAUGGAUAGUGGAAAUGGCCCUGUGACAAUUAUGGAUGAGAGUCCAACGUCCAGCCCGAAUUCAAGCCCCAGCCCUGACAUGCUGUCUUCCGACAGUCGGCGCACGGAGGGCCUGUCGCGCUCCAGGGUGGUCCCAGCCAGUCUCAGUGGCAGAGGGCGUCCGGCUGCAGCUAACGCUGCGAGGGAAAGAAGCCGAGUACAGACUCUAAGACACGCGUUCCUGGAGCUUCAGAGAACAUUGCCAUCAGUUCCACCAGACACCAAAUUGUCCAAACUCGAUGUCUUAAUAUUAGCCACUACAUACAUUGCCCAUUUGACUCGAACCUUGCAAGAGGAAGGGAUGGAGGAGGGAGAGAACACAAAACAAACUGAAGCUUUACACUCACUCAAAGGCGAUGGCUACCUGCACCCUGUUAAAAAAUGGCCAAUGCGCUCCAGACUGUACAUCGGCGCGACUGGUCAAUUCCUGAAUAAUUCAGGCCAGAGCGAGACGCAAGGAGCAUCCUCAUCAUCUCAGACAUAA
Messenger RNA from Chanos chanos (milkfish), 546 nucleotides. RefSeq names its product transcription factor 24 (gene tcf24). Gene Ontology annotation, biological process: regulation of transcription by RNA polymerase II; developmental process. The record is from RefSeq and is a predicted model, not a curated record. Gene Ontology annotation, molecular function: protein dimerization activity; RNA polymerase II transcription regulatory region sequence-specific DNA binding; DNA-binding transcription factor activity, RNA polymerase II-specific. Bases 1 to 546 code for a protein of 181 amino acids. The transcript has 2 exons. Lineage: Eukaryota; Metazoa; Chordata; Actinopteri; Gonorynchiformes; Chanidae.